Pteronotus mesoamericanus is the source of this 2649-nucleotide messenger RNA. RefSeq names its product chondroitin sulfate synthase 3 (gene CHSY3). NCBI's taxonomy places the organism in Eukaryota, Metazoa, Chordata, Mammalia, Chiroptera, Mormoopidae. Gene Ontology annotation, molecular function: glucuronosyl-N-acetylgalactosaminyl-proteoglycan 4-beta-N-acetylgalactosaminyltransferase activity. Gene Ontology annotation, cellular component: Golgi cisterna membrane. The record is from RefSeq and is a predicted model, not a curated record. The transcript has 3 exons. Bases 1 to 2649 code for a protein of 882 amino acids.
AUGGCCGUGCGCUCCCGCCGCCCGUGGGUGAGCGUGGCACUGGGGCUGGUGCUGGGCUUCACAGCCGCGUCCUGGCUCAUCGCCCCCAGAGUGGCCGAGCUGAGCGAGAGGAAGAGACGCGGCUCCAGCAUCUGCUCCUACUACGGCCGCUCGGCCGCUGGCUCCGGUGCGCAGCAGCCGCUACCCCAGCCUCAGUCCCGUUCGCGGCCGGAGCAGUCACCGCCCCCCGCACGCCCGGAGCUCAAAGGGCCGCAUCUGGCUGAACCAGUAGCUGGGGUAGCCAGUUUUCGGAGCAGUCCCUGGCAGCAGCCACCUCCGCUGCAGCAGCGGCGACGAGGACGCGAGCCCGAAGGCGGGACGGGGCUCCCCGGCGCCCCCAUGGCGGAGGGGGAACCCGAGGAGGAGGACGGGGUCGCGGCUCGGCAACAGAGAGGCGGCCGGCCGAGAAGCAGCCACAACGGCAGCGGGGACGGGGGCGCCGCCGCCCCGAGCUCCCGACCCCGAGGUUUCCUGUACGUGGGGGUGAUGACCGCGCAGAAGUACCUGGGCAGCCGCGCGCUGGCGGCGCAGCGGACCUGGGCGCGCUUCAUCCCCGGCCGCGUGGAGUUCUUCUCUAGCCAGCAGCCGCCCAACGCUGGGCUUGGCCAGCACUCCCCACCCCUACCUGUCAUCGAGCUGCCCGGGGUGGACGACUCUUACCCUCCCCAGAAAAAGUCCUUCAUGAUGAUCAAGUACAUGCACGACCACUACCUGGACAAGUAUGAGUGGUUCAUGCGCGCCGACGACGAUGUCUACAUCAAAGGCGACAAGCUGGAAGAGUUUCUUAGGUCACUGAACAGCAGCAGGCCCCUCUACCUGGGCCAGACUGGCCUGGGCAGUGUUGAGGAACUGGGGAAGCUGGGCCUGGAGCCCGGGGAGAACUUCUGUAUGGGAGGACCCGGCAUGAUCUUCAGCCGGGAGGUUCUCAGGAGGAUGGCGCCACACAUUGGCGAAUGCCUGGGAGAAAUGUACACGACGCACGAGGACGUGGAAGUAGGACGAUGUGUUCGCCGAUUUGGGGGGACUCAGUGUGUCUGGUCCUAUGAGAUGCAGCAACUCUUCCAUGAAAAUUAUGAACACAACCGAAAGGGUUAUAUUCAAGACCUUCACAAUAGCAAAAUCCAUGCAGCCAUAACCCUCCACCCCAACAAAAGGCCUGCCUACCAAUACAGGCUGCAUAACUACAUGCUCAGCCGCAAAAUCUCUGAACUUCGCUACCGCACCAUCCAGCUGCACCGGGAGAGCGCGCUGAUGAGCAAGCUCAGUAACAGCGAAGUGAGCAAAGAGGACCAACAGCUGGGAGCGCUGCCUUCCUUCAACCACUUCCAGCCUCGGGAGAGGGACGAGGUGAUAGAAUGGGAGUUCCUGACAGGAAAGCUCCUUUACUCAGCCUCUGAGAACCAGCCUCCUCGACAGAGCAUCAGCAGCAUCCUCAGAACAGCGCUGGAUGACACCGUCCUGCAGGUGAUGGAGAUGAUCAACGAGAAUGCCAAGAGUAGGGGGCGGCUCAUCGACUUCAAGGAAAUCCAGUAUGGCUACCGCAGGGUGGACCCCAUGUACGGGGUAGAAUACAUUUUGGAUCUACUCCUCUUAUACAAAAGACACAAGGGAAGGAAGCUGACGGUGCCAGUGAGGCGGCAUGCCUACCUCCAGCAGGUGUUCAGCAAGCCUUUCUUCAGAGAAACCGAAGAGCUAGAUGUCCACAGUCUCGUGGAGAGCAUUAACGGUGACACACAGUCCUUCUCCUUUAUAUCCGAUUCUUUAAAGAUAUUAUCCUCCUUUCAAGGGGCCAAAGCAAUGGGAGGGCACAAUGAAAAGAAAAUACACAUCCUUGUUCCUCUCGUUGGAAGGUAUGACAUUUUCUUGAGGUUCAUGGAGAACUUUGAAAAGACUUGUCUUAUCCCAGAGCAGAAUGUAAAACUGGUCAUCAUCCUCUUCAGUAGGGAUUCUGGCCAAGAUUCCACCAAGCAUAUUGAGCUGAUAAAAGACUAUCAGAGUGAGUACCCUAAGGCCGAAGUGACCGUGAUCCCCGUGAAGGGAGAGUUUUCCAGAGGUCUCGGUCUUGAAGUGGCUUCUUCCCAGUUUGACAAUGAUACUUUGCUGCUAUUCUGUGAUGUCGACUUGAUCUUCAGAGGAGACUUUCUCCAGCGAUGUAGAGACAAUACAAUUCAGGGGCAACAGGUGUACUACCCCAUCAUCUUUAGCCAGUAUGAUCCAAAGGUAACCAACGGAGGAAAUUCACCUACUGAUGAUGACUUUGCCUUCUCAAAAAAGACUGGAUUUUGGAGAGACUAUGGAUAUGGAAUUACCUGUAUUUAUAAAAGUGAUCUCCUGGGUGCAGGUGGAUUUGAUACCUCAAUACAGGGCUGGGGACUGGAAGAUGUAGAUCUCUACAACAAAGUUAUUCUAUCCGGCUUAACACCCUUCAGAAGUCAAGAAGUAGGAGUGGUGCAUAUUUUCCAUCCAGUUCAUUGUGACCCUAACUUGGACCCUAAGCAGUAUAAGAUGUGCUUAGGAUCCAAGGCAAGUACUUUUGCCUCAACCAUGCAACUGGCUGAAAUCUGGUUGGAGAAACAUUUGGGCGUCAGGUACAACCGGACUCUCUCCUGA